GUCAACAAGGAAAUCACAAAUCAACGUGAUCUGUGUAUAAACAGUGUUAAGUUGCAACUGAAGUUGACUCAAUGGGUAAUAUUGUUAGUUCAUUAGUAUCAGGCUUUGUUAAAGUUGUUGGCGAUCUAUUUGGAGCCCCAGUAGAUUUUCUUUCUGGCAAAUCAUGCAGUUCAGUAUGUGGGUCAACAUGGGAUCUGAUCUGUUACAUUGAAAACUUCUGCAUUGCUAAUCUCCUGAGGCUGCUUGCUGUGGUGGCUCUCCUUUAUGUGGUGCUGCUAUUCUUGUACCUUCUACACAAGAUUGGUUUCUGCCAGUGCAUCGGCAGGGGCGCAUGCAAGAUGCUGCGGGCAUGUUUCAUGUCAUGCUUCUCGACCUGCGAGUACGCAUGCAUGUUCGUGUGGUUUAAGCUGAAGAAUGUGAAGCAGAUGAAGGAAGAGCGUUUGAAGAGGAUGGAACAAGAUUAUGGCUCGACUUCGAGUGAUGAUGACUUGGAGGAGAGUGUAUUGUAUGCUCGCACACUGAGAUCUCUUUCGCAAAGGUCAAGAGAACGGAGAAGGAUGCACUUGGAAAGGUCCCUAAGGCCGAGGAGUCACCGAGUAAGAGUUGGGAUCAGCAAACACUCCAUAUACAUAAAUGAGAAGGACCCAAGGAAGUGUCAUGGACAUGGGAGCAUACUCCAGAAAAUUAAGGUGACUCACACAUCAAAGUUUGCUCAGAAAGGCAAUGGCAGGCGCAUUCGCAAAUGAGGUUUUCGGAAUGAGAUCUCUCGUUCAAGGUUUGAGUUGCAGUGAUGAGAGAAUGGGAUGGCAUUUUGACCCAUGCAUCUUCGAAGUUGUGAAUUUGCACAUAGAGCUAGAAAACUGUGUAAAGAUUUGUACUCCCAAGUAAUGGUAGAAGUUCAACUUGGAUGUGAUGUUAGUAAUGAUGGAAGUUUUCACCUGAAGGAAGGUUUGAAAUAGUCCUCUCCUAUUUAUUGCUUUAGAGCAUAGUAGAAGCUCAAAGGAUCCUAGUUUU
Musa acuminata subsp. malaccensis (wild Malaysian banana) is the source of this 1014-nucleotide messenger RNA. RefSeq lists its product as uncharacterized. Lineage: Eukaryota; Viridiplantae; Streptophyta; Magnoliopsida; Zingiberales; Musaceae. The record is from RefSeq and is a predicted model, not a curated record.